AUGCCUUCGUGGCUCAAACAGACAACCCGUCUUCUGUACGAGGCACCUAGCCGUAGUGUGCAAUCCGACCCAAGCGACUACGUGCUUCUUCGGAUCAACCCAGUAUACCUACAAAUCGCCGAGAUCCCAACCCGCAGGCGCGGAUCGAUACCUGCGUCUAUGCGCGUCUCCCUAGUCAGCACGUGGGAGGUUCCCCUCGCUUCCUUAUCGGCAGCAUCUCUGGCCUCCGCCUAG
Molecule: messenger RNA, 234 nt
Organism: Gaeumannomyces tritici R3-111a-1
Lineage: Eukaryota; Fungi; Ascomycota; Sordariomycetes; Magnaporthales; Magnaporthaceae
Exons: 2
Coding region: 1-234 (77 amino acids)
Source: RefSeq, a predicted model, not a curated record